Molecule: messenger RNA, 540 nt
Organism: Uranotaenia lowii
Lineage: Eukaryota; Metazoa; Arthropoda; Insecta; Diptera; Culicidae
Exons: 2
Coding region: 48-512 (154 amino acids)
Source: RefSeq, a predicted model, not a curated record
ACUUAUAGAUAACAGCUCGCCUCUCUAAAAAUCAAUCAACUUUAACAAUGAAAGCAUUCAUCGCAUUCCUGGUAGCAUCUUUUGCCGUUGCCUCUCAAGCGGGAUAUGUCGAGAACUCGUGGCCAGUUAACUCCCUGGGAUGGAACUCCUGGAACAACGGAUGGAACAAUGGAUGGAAUGAGUGGAACAAAUGGAACACCAAGGGUCUGGUGUCUUAUCCUUAUUCCUCAGUUCAUGGAUCCUGGCCAGCACUGAACUCCGUCUAUGACAACGCUUGGGUUAACGGAAACGGAUUGUAUGGAGCGAAGCCAACCGUUGUUCAGGCCAACGUUGCCAAAGUGAAUCCAUGGGGACUUCCAUGGGCCGGAUAUGGUUAUGGACAAGGAUACAACAAUUAUGUUGCUCAUGGUGCUCCAGUCGUUGCUGCCGAGUAUGUCGCUUCCAAUCCAGGAUCAGUUCAUGUUGCUCCUCUGGUCGGGCAUGCCGUUAACCAGAAGCUGAUUGUUGCUUAAUUUUCAAUAAAGUUUCUCCACUCUCAAA